CAAAAGAGUUGCGUUAUGGCAAAAUAAUGUUAAUGACUGACCAAGAUUAUGACGGUAGUCAUAUAAAAGGAUUAAUAAUAAAUUUUAUCAGUUAUUUUUAUCCAUCACUUUUGAAAAUAAAUGGUUUUCUUCACCAAUUUAUCACACCAAUUAUCAAAUGUAAAAAAGAUAAAAAUAACUUGUCUUUUUAUACAAUUCCUGAAUAUGAAGGAUGGAAAAAAAAUAAUAAUAAUGGUAUAGGGUGGGAAUUUAUAUAUUAUAAGAUGAAUGUUUCAUUGCUGUCUGGUUAUAUUUCUGAUCUUACUGCUUAUCACCAUGGUAUAACUUGUCUUGAUCAUACAAUAAUCAGACUUGCUCAAGAUUUUAUGGGCUUAAAUAACAUCAAUUUACUUGAACCCAUAG
This is a messenger RNA of Entrophospora candida, 402 nucleotides long. NCBI's taxonomy places the organism in Eukaryota, Fungi, Glomeromycota, Glomeromycetes, Entrophosporales, Entrophosporaceae. The record is from the annotation of a GenBank genome assembly.